This is a messenger RNA of Dentiscutata heterogama, 194 nucleotides long. NCBI's taxonomy places the organism in Eukaryota, Fungi, Glomeromycota, Glomeromycetes, Diversisporales, Gigasporaceae. The record is from the annotation of a GenBank genome assembly.
CUCCUCUACCACCUCCAGACCCCCUACAAACAACCAGGCUUCUACAACCAAAUAUCAUUCAAAAGAGGGUUUUCUGGGAAGGUAGAGUCUUGGAAGAACCUAAAUUGGCAGUUCCUGGCAGUAAGAGUAAAUUAGUCAGUAAGUUGCUUGUAAGAGCGCAGGCUUUGAGUAGGAAAUCAGUUUCAAAUAAUUGA